AGAGCGAGACAGAGAGAGAGACACAGAGAGAGAGAGAGAGAGAGAGAGAGAGAGAGAGAGAGACUGGGGAUCGCCGCGACGAAGCCCUACUGGAUACCGUGAGCGCUUUGGGUUCGUGAGAGGAGCAAAGUCGGACGUGCAUUUCAUUUACCAGGAGAGACUAAGACGCUGUUUACCGUGCGGUUUGUGGGAUACUUGUUUCAUGCUGGAUAGUAGGAGCGGCUGCGCGAUGAAGUGACGGAGUGACAAAAAGAGAGCGUUAUGGGAUUAGCGGCAUAGCGGUAAAUCAGGAGCUGCAGACUUUUCGGAUUUGAAGGUCACGGGGAGCCAGAGCACAUCCAGCUUCCAUCAAGACUUCCCCUGUGGUUUUUCACCUUCAUAUUUUUCUUCUUCUCAUCAGAGCUGUCAGGCAGGACACACUUUGAUGACAGCAAGAGGCCAGCAUCACAAGGCGCUAAGGAGCUGCAUCAGACACUGCGCAGACAUUUGCCGUAGAUGUUGGACACCUUUUGAUGACAACUAGAGGCCAACAUCACAAGAAGAUUAGGAGCUCCAUCGAAGUACGCGUGCUAAGCAGACAUUUCCCAUAGAUGUUGGUGGUCUCCCCGUCACACCUACGCUGCUGUGAUCCUGUGAAUGGUUAGCCGCCAAUCCUCGUCCCAUUCGGAGCGUCUUGCCAUGUCUGCCCGCUCGAGCUGACAGCCGUUUUUUUCUUGUCGUCCCUUUCAUCUGCGGCCAGAACGGAUGGCAUCUCAACCACAAUGAAGAAUUAGAUGCUUGCACUGCUGCGCCCGUCCGCCUUUUUUUUUUUUAAUUUUUUUCUUUCCCACUUUUUUUGUUGCACAUGAUCAGUAUGAGGAAAACAAAACUACAAAGCGCACUUCACGCUGGGCUGCUGAGGAAUGCACUCUCGUACUGAACACUUCCUGACGUGUAUCCAAGCGGAGAGACGUUAAAUCUUCUAUUCCUGUGGCCACCAUUGUUGUUGACCUUUUCUGCUGGAGCCAACAAGUCAAGACUCUCAAUUAUGAUUUCAUUUUCUCAAAGAGCGUAAAACUAGGAAAAGGCUUACACCAAUCAAACUCCCAGUCGACGGAGAACGCAGGACUAGUUUUCCACUUGGACCCCCGUUUUUUUGCUUCUCAAGCCUAAAAUGCCCUUGUUGCAAAGAUUUAAACACAUCAACCUGAAGAUUUCUACCCUGACUUUGAUAUUCAUUGUCUUGACACUGACCACCGUCCUGUGGAGCUUGAGUUUCCACGAUCCUUCCUCCCCGUAUUUCCUUCUUCUCAAGGUGGCCUCCUUACCCAAAAAGCCUUGUGCCUGUAAACGCUGCAUCGGAGAACAGGGACUCUCCCCCUGGUUCGAUGAACGAUUCAACCAAUCAUUAAGUCCUCUAAUGACAAAGAAUAACAGUGUCCUCCCUGAAGAUGUCUACAGGUGGUGGCUGAGGCUGCAGUCAGAGAAGAAGCCUGCCGAUUUCAAUGAGGUAAUAAAGAAACUGUUUGAAAUCGUCCCUGGCCAAGACAUUUACAUGGACUGGGGACCCACGCGCUGCAGGAAGUGUGCCGUGGUAGGGAACUCUGGAAACCUCAAGGGAUCCAAUUAUGGGGCCGAGAUUGACUUGAAUGAUUUUGUGCUGAGAAUGAACCAUGCUCCGACUAUUGGAUAUGAGAAGGAUGUCGGGAGUAAAACCACUCAUCACUUUAUGUAUCCAGAAAGUGCCAAAGACUUGCAAAAUAGCACCAUCCUCGUCCUAGUCCCUUUCAAGACCCUCGAUCUGCAGUGGAUCACCAGCGCAUUAACGACAGGGACCAUCAAACAGACAUAUUUCCGGGUUUUAUCCAGAAUAAAAGCUGACAAAGAUAAGGUCAUAAUCUACAGCCCCCAGUUUUUUAAAUAUGUCUACGACAACUGGGUGGAAAACCACGGGAGGUACCCGUCCACCGGGAUGCUGACCUUAAUGUUCGCAAUUCAUAUCUGUGAUGAGGUGAACCUCUAUGGAUUUGGUGCUGACAGUAAUGGAAACUGGCAUCACUACUGGGAGAAUAACCGCUUAGCUGGAGCUUUUAGGCACACGGGGGUCCAUGAUGCCGAUUUUGAAUACAACGUCACCAUGCUGCUUGCUGAAAAUGGCAAAAUCAAUAUGUUCAGAUGAGGGUGGGUCUUUACAUAUGGACUGAAAUAUGGACGUUGCCAUUGUCUGUUCAUUUUGGCCAAAGUUAUAAAUUGGUUCAAAAAGCCAGUUACUGAAGAGGGGAAUUUAAAGACGUACUGUGUUUUAAAAAUGUAUUAAGACAGAGAAGCACAGGGAGAGACACACACAAACAAUAUUUUCUGAAAUAAUCUGCUUUAUAGUAGAUUUGCGCUCUAUUGGUGGGCUAAAGUGAGGCACCUGAUUCUGGUCCUGGGGGGAUCAUGUGCCUGUUGGUGUUUCAUUUCAGCUAACUUCUAAAACAAUGUAUGUAUUUCUGCAAUUGUAUGUCAAGCUCGACAUGAAAAGAGUGAAGUAAAAACUCAAUUCAAUUAAUCAAUUCUAAAAUAUAAUCCACUCAAGGCCUUGGAUGAAAUUUCUAUUAGCGUCAUAUUGCCAAGUGAGACCAGCUGCUCAAACUAACCACUACAGGAAGUGUGCACAAGAAGUCCUGCUAAUUUCCGUACCUUUUCCACACUCUCAUUGUCUAGAUCAGAGACACAGCAAUUGUACAGUGGCAGCUAACAUGUUCAUUGAAUAAUAUGGAAAAAUGGUGAGGGUCGGUGGCACAGUGGUAGCGCUGCUGCCUCGCAGUUAGGAGACCCGGGUUCG
Messenger RNA from Polypterus senegalus (gray bichir), 2806 nucleotides. RefSeq names its product CMP-N-acetylneuraminate-beta-galactosamide-alpha-2,3-sialyltransferase 1-like. The coding region runs from base 1154 to 2158 and encodes 334 amino acids. Gene Ontology annotation, molecular function: beta-galactoside (CMP) alpha-2,3-sialyltransferase activity. NCBI's taxonomy places the organism in Eukaryota, Metazoa, Chordata, Cladistia, Polypteriformes, Polypteridae. The transcript has 10 exons. The record is from RefSeq and is a predicted model, not a curated record.